Molecule: messenger RNA, 3492 nt
Organism: Peniophora sp. CBMAI 1063
Lineage: Eukaryota; Fungi; Basidiomycota; Agaricomycetes; Russulales; Peniophoraceae
Source: the annotation of a GenBank genome assembly
AUGAUGGCUCUGCGCGCCCUCAGCGUCGUGCGCAACCCUGAGACUGCCUGUAUCGGAUACCAGAUGAUGAUCCAAGAAGCGUGCAUGGGGCUUUUGGACGGAAUACCUCACUUAGGCCUCCGAGUCACGCUGGACACUUUGUAUUCGAAGUUCGGUAACAGCGGCGAGCCUGACAAAGCAUCAAUAGUACCCCAUGUAGCAGCCGCUCUGGAGGGCGUGGAUGGGCAGGCCUGGGAUGAUAUCGCAGUCUGGGAUAGCAAAGAUGGCGCCUGGUGGUCUGAGCUUGUUGCCCUACCGCCCACAGACUAUGCCGAUAUCGCCACCACUGCCGAAGAUACCCAGGCGCCGACUCGAAUCAUCCGUAGCGAUCCUGUCAUGUCAGCGCCUCCCACCUACCCCAACUUUAACUGGCUCCAGCCUGAACCAGCACCCGAAAACAUGACUACUGUCCAAAUCGAAGACGUGCGGCCUGUAGUGCGUUCUGCUGUCACUGGUGCUUCCAGUUUCAACGACGGUGGAAAAGGUGGUGACGAAGACACAACCUUACUUGAGGCCAAGGCCUUCCCUGAUGAUGGCGACCGCAAGCAGGGCGGACUGAAAUCGAAAUCGGGAUCUCAGGGGCAGAUGGGAGUGAAUGGGAGAGGAAAGGCGCCGGCUGACGGGCGCGAGGUGCCGGGUGUUGAAGAUCCUGAUACCCGGCAAAAAAAGCCUGCGAUUCAGAAGAAGGCAACGGCGCCUUCGGCGACGGGACAGUCGGGAUGGCGUUUGCCAGGCAUUCGUUUGCAUCACGACCGCCACGCAUACAAGGCACUCGAGGCUGAGACCGUCGAUAACUUCUCCAUCAUCCAACAACCCGAGUUUCACGGGAUGAAUUGCGUCGAUCUCGCUGUGAACAUCUCGCCCUGCCAAGAAUGCCACAAGUUAGGCUAUGUGUGUGUCUAUCGUCCACAGAAGGACAUCGCCGGCAGAUGGAUAGCGGCCACAUGCCAUAAUUGCUAUGUCACCCGUCGAGGAAAGUGCUCCGCAUCAGCACCGAACAAGCAGCGCAUACGAGUUGCGCUCGGGACCGACAUACGCUUUCUUUACGCCGAUCACCCUGACUUCAAUGAGAAACCCGCGCUCCGUGUGCCGUCUAUGAAGUGUCGUGUCAAGCUCUUCAAGGACCUCUUGGAGAAGAAGAAGCUUCUGGCGUGGCCGCAAUGGCUUGACGAGUUCGGCGCCGUACUCGACAAGGACUUCGCAAAGCUGACCGAGAACAACAUCAGCGAUGAGGCAACCGAAUUUUUCGCCAACGCCCCGGAAAUAUACGCAAGUCAUGACGCUUAUGUUCGUGAUUACCCUCAGUACAACACGCGCAAUCCGGACGCGAUCCGUAAGCCAUCGAAAAAGGGCUCUUCAGUAACAAAUCCCAUCAACGCAGAUGAUCCGGUGCCGGUCACGGCAUCCGACGUCGAAGACGACGAAGACGACGACGAGGCGAAUGGCGUCAAGACAGAGAUGGUGGAUGGCUUCGUGCCAGAAGAAGAGCAGGAGCUACACGCAGCGACCGGAGAUCUAGAGGAGGUGGAGGUGGAGGUGGAGGCAGGGUCGCAGAGGGUACCUGUGAGUCAAGUGGAGAACGCUGCACCUUUGGAUGAUAAGAUUGAAGAUCUCCCGGCAUUGCGGUCGACUGUGACGCUCAUUCGCGAGAAUCAGUUGGCGCAGCAAACCAUUCUUGACAACCUACUCUCUGAGCUUCAGCGCGUGCAUCAACGCCUGGACACAUGGAAUCCUUUGUAUGGCGCAGAGUCUUUCCCUGGGUUUGAUCCUUCUCACUGGGCCGGACAAGACACAUGGCUACAGCACGGAGGGAAUGGAUCCUUGAUGGAGCUCGACGCAAACAGCACGACAGCGACUGUACCUCAUGAGCUCGGCGAGUCUGGUGCGCAAGGAUCGGCUUCGGGCCUGAAAUCUGCGACCGGGGGCAUAGCUGUUGCUGACGCUAGACGCGUCAAUGAACCUCCUGUCGAGACGGCCGAGUCCAAGUCUCGGUGUGAUCCUGAAUCACCGAAGCUCACGACCGCCGAGAAGCCUUCCGUCCCCCCUCCAGCCUCUGACAACGUCGGCCCUCUUGAGCUGGCACGCGAUGGUCAUUCAAAGGCGUCAUUUCCCGAGUCUGAUAAGCAACCAGCGGGUACGGCAGGGAUGGAGGUCGCCGUGCCCUCAGAGACGUCUACAUUGGGUUCUCCCCCACUGCAGCAGACAACUCAUUCCAGCGCCGUCUCGACGUCAGACAGAGCGCCAGACGCGGAUAGAUCAACUUCGUUUAUGCUCGAUGCAGGAGCAGACAGGGUCCCCGAGGACUCCCAAGUUGUUGCAAUUGACGCUCCGGCGUCAAGUGGGGAUAUCAUCAAUGACCCGCCUGGCCGAUCCGAGCCCCCCUCGCACCCGGGUGUCUUCCCCGUACCAUCUUCAUAUGAACGUAGUGUGGAGAACAUCACUAUCCCAACGUCACCUGUAGCCCACACGUUGCCGCCCAUUCUUCCGAACCAGGACACACUUGCUGUCGUUCACAACGCGAUCCCGAGUCCGCUGCCCCCGACUACUAUGGCGCCAUUCACUGCAAACAGCAAUGGCUCGCCGACGACGACGGCGUCACUGUUGCAGCAGUAUGUUCAUGUACCGCUGAUGAUCCUUCCGGGCUCGUUCUCGACUCAGAUGGACGCCAAUCUUCAGAGGGAGGGCAACUGGCAAGGGAGUCAAGGUGUGCUCAAUCCACUUGCCCAACCAACUUUGCCUGGGAAUAGUGACUCGCGGAUCCAAGAUAUACCCCCCGGAAAAGACUGUGACGUCCGGGUAAACGCCAACAAUGGAUGUUCCGGAAGUCUCGGCCUCGAUGUAUUCCCUCCACCUUUCCACACGGCCCAGUCACCCGAUCACGCGGAGGUGCGCGAAGAUGAGGAAAGCGUCGCGUUGGGCGCUUCGACCGAACAUGCUGUUCAUGACGGAAGAGCUAAGAACGUCCAUGAUACCGACGCAACUCCUGAUGACUGUCUGGAUAAUCGCUCGAGUGCCACCAACAGCCCCGCGGAUUCGGUGGCGCAGAACAAUACCGAGGGUGAUGGUGACUGUUUUGCGACGGGAGCAGAGGACGAAGAUUCACUCGAGACCCCCUCUACAGGAGGUGCAGGGCCCGUUGCCGAUGCAGGCCAUAUGCAGGACCCCGAAGCGAUCCGCCUUCCAAAUGACACUUUGGACCCUGGCGACCUUGCCCGCAACAAGCAAAUUCCGGCCAAGCGUACUGUCGCUCGCAAGCCAGUGCAAACGGCUCCUGUUGUACAUCAAACUCGGUCGCGUGCGCGCAGUGCGGCGGAGCCCGAGCCACCCCCAAAGGCACCAGAACCAGUGGGCAAGAAGCGGAAACGCCGAGAGCCCGCCACGGGGGACGCACCGGCAGCCGACAACUCAGGGAAGACACAGCGCAAAAGUCCAUCGAAGCGGAAGAGGCAUUGA